AAUAAAUUACAUCGUAACGUAAAAAAAUAUAAUUCUGGUAAACACCCAUCCCUGGUUAAAACUAUGACAGUUGCGAUAUGUCAUUUGUCAUAGUUGUCAUAUGUUUAGAAAUUGGAAACUUUAAAAAAUAUCUAAAUAUUUUUGUUUUCCAUUAAAAUGUGUGAUUUUUGUGGUAUUAUCAAAGAGAGAACACAUUAGGAAAAUGGGAAUUGGGACGAAGAUAAAUAUUAUUUAUUAAGUGUAAUAAAUUACAUCGUAACGUAAAAAAAUAUAAUUCUGGUAAACACCCAUCCCUGGUUAAAACUAUGACAGUUGCGAUAUGUCAUUUGUCAUAGUUGUCAUAUGUUUAGAAAUUGGAAAGUUUAAAAAAUAUCUAAAUAUUUUUGUUUUCCAUUAAAAUGUGUGAUUUUUGUGGUAUUAUCAAAGAGAGAAUACAUUAGGAAAAUGGCCUGAAAUGCAGCAUUAUAAAUAUCAGCCAUAGGGAAUAAAUCUUUACAAUGCAAGCACAACCAUCUACAAGUUUGGGUCUCGCGGUAGACCCUCACACGACCCAGAUGAACCAGUUUAUGUCCUAUAUAAUAACGUUGAAUAACUCGAAAUGUAGCGACGAUUUGAAAUUGAAGGCGAUCCAGGAGAUCAGUCAAAACUUUGAGCUGAUUUUAAAUUCGACCCGUUAUCCCACGUUUUUGAAACACGCUGUAGAGACAUUCAUAAAGAUUUUGCAAGAAGGGCAGCCUCAUUUUAUAGCAGAAUAUAACAUACACCAAGUUAGAAAAUUAAUACUUGAAAUGCUGUAUCGUCUACCUACAAACGAGCAUCUAGAACCGUACGUGACAUCAAUUUUAAAUCUAAUGUUGAAACUUCUAGAGAUCGAUAAUGAAGAAAAUGUAUUAAUUUGUUUAAAAAUUAUUAUAGAGUUACAUAAACAAUACAAACCGGCAUUUAGCUCUGCAAUUCAAAAAUUUUUACAUUUCGUUAAGUCGAUUUAUCUAAAUUUGCCUAAUCAUAUGCCGAAAAUUUUCGAACCAAAAAGUCAAAUCAAGGUGGAAGAUUUGAGCAAAGUAAAUAUUAACGAACUUUUAAAUGAAACUUUUACGGUAACUAGAAUACAGACCCAGGAAAGAAAUGAAGAUGGUACAGCAAUAGCAUAUUACCUAAUUCCAAAAGCUGUUUUAUCCUUAAAAGUGCUUCAAGAACUACCUAUAAUAGUUGUUCUGAUGUACCAGCUAUACAAACAGAAUGUGGAGCAAGAUGUUAGCGAUUUCAUCCCAUUAAUAAUGGAUACCAUAACUUUACAACCUACUUUAGAACAGCGCCAGAUGGACACGUUCAACAAAGAGAUUUUCGUUGAUUUUAUGGGAGCUCAAAUAAAAACGCUCAGCUUUCUAGCCUAUAUCAUUAAAAUAUAUCAACCGGUGGUAAAGAGCCAUUCAAAAAUGAUGGUCCAGGGCAUGUUAGGUUUGUUAACACUGUGUCCAAUGGAAGUGGCUCAUUUAAGGAGGGAACUGCUUAUAGCCGCCAGACAUAUCUUGGCUACGGAGUUGAGAAACGAAUUCGUACCUCAUAUGGAACGACUGUUUGACGAAGAUGUCCUGUUGGGUCGCGGUUGGACUACCCACGAGUCACUGCGACCUCUAGCGUAUUCUACUCUAGCCGAUCUAGUUCAUCACGUCCGGCAGGAAUUGCCCCUUGCCGAUUUAACUAGAGCUGUGCAUUUAUUUAGUAAGAAUGUACACGACGACAGUCUUGCCACUACCAUACAAACCAUGUCCUGUAAAUUGCUGUUAAAUUUGGUGGAAUGUAUUAGAACACAAUCAGAAAAGGAAAACAGUAGUGAAGGUCGAGAAGUGCUUAUGAGAAUGUUGGAAGUAUUCGUUCUUAAGUUUAAGACCAUUGCUAAAAUUCAGCUGCCUAUCUUAACAAGUCGCAACGAACAAAAGAAGCAGGAACAGACAACGUCGCAGCCUGCUCCAUCUACCGGAGUGGAGAUUAAAACGGAGCCUCCAGAUAAUGCCGAUAAUAUAGCGACCAUUCCGGUGGCGGAAAAAGAAACCAAAUCGAGAUUUGGAAUUCAGCCAUCGAAUAAUUAUAACGUAGCCGAUUACAGAAGUUUAGUGAAAACUUUGGUUUGUGGUGUAAAAACUAUUACUUGGGGUUGUUCGGCUUGCAAAACAUCUUCGGGUCAGACUCUAGCUCAAAUUAAGCACUUCCAACCUCAUGAAACCCUAGUGUUUGUCAGGCUAGUUAAAUGGGCUCUAAAAGCCCUUGAUAUCUAUACUUUAAAUGUUGGACCUCAGACUAUACUUCCUAUUCAAAGAAUUAAUCAAAGUAAAAAUAAAGACGAAAAAGAAGUUCUGGAACAUUUUAGUGGAGUGUUUUCUAUGAUGAAUAAUCAAACUUUUCACGAGAUAUUUUCAACUACUAUUGAAUACCUAGUGGAACGAGUUUAUAAGAAUCCUAGUCUGCAAACUGUACCUAAUACUUUACUAGCAAAUCCAGCUACUAGUCCCAUUUUUGCAACCGUUUUAGUUGAGUAUUUACUAGAAAGGAUGGAAGAGAUGGGUUCUAACGUAGAACGAAGCCAAUUGUACUUAAAAUUGUUCAAAUUGGUUUUUGGUAGUGUGUCUCUGUUUCCACAAGAAAACGAAAAUAUGCUUAGGCCUCAUUUACAUCAAAUUGUAAACAGAUCAAUGGAACUGGCAAUGACAGCAGCCGAUCCGUACAAUUAUUUUCUGCUUUUGCGAGCACUGUUUCGGUCUAUAGGGGGUGGUAGUCACGAUCUUCUUUAUCAGGAAUUUUUACCUUUGCUACCAAACCUUUUGGAGGGUUUAAACAGACUCCAAAGUGGUUUACACAAGCAACACAUGAAGGAUUUAUUUGUUGAACUGUGUUUGACAGUUCCAGUUAGAUUGAGUUCACUAUUGCCGUAUUUGCCUAUGUUAAUGGACCCAUUGGUGUCAGCUCUGAAUGGAUCUCAAGGUCUUAUCAGUCAGGGUUUGAGAACUCUGGAGUUGUGUGUAGAUAAUCUACAACACGACUUCCUUUACGGACAUAUUCAGCCUGUUAGAGCGGAACUUAUACAAGCUUUGUGGAGAACGUUGAGGAAUAAUGAUCAGGUGGCUCAGGUGGCUUUCAAGGUCCUAGGCAAAUUCGGUGGUGGGAACAGAAAAAUGAUCGUCGAACCUCAGCAUCUAGACUACGUGUCGUCUGACUUCGACCCGCCUGCAAUCUUGACGCGUUUCGACGAUUAUCAGCAAAGCGUCGAGUUUCCCGUGGCCAAGGUGAUAGAAACGGCGUUCAACGCUCUGAAACAAAGCACCAUCGAUCCGUUCUAUCACAAGCAGGCCUGGGAAGUGAUCAACUGUUACCUAACCGCGUCCAGAGAUCUGAAGGAUAGCAAGGAGGAAUUGAUUAAACUGUUUUUGAACCCGAGCUUCCAAGAUCCGUCCAAGAUUUCGAUUACGAAAGGCUCGAAUUAUAAAUCUAUCCAUACGACUGCACGAGAGACUCAUCAGAUAGCUUUAAAAGGUAUGAUUGUUGGAGCUGCUAUUAAAGAAUUGUCUAAACCAGCAAUGCAAAUAUUUGUUUUACUUGUUCGACAUUACACAAUGGUAGCUGUUGCUCAGCAAUGUGGGGCCUUUGCCUACACUCCAAAACCAAACAAACAAUUAGAUCUAGAUCCUUUGGUACUCGUGGAUGCUUUAGCUGGAAUCAUGGGCCACGAAGAACGAGAACUAUGCAAGCCUGGACACAUUGGAUUGAUGCUUAUAGUAGAUACGGCUACUACACUUCUGGGUAGCAAGGAAAUGGCCUGUCGUCUACCUCUAAUCGAGUAUCUGUCCGAAAAAAUGUGCGGAUUGUGCUAUGAAAGAGCCUGGUAUGCAAAACUAGGAGGCUGCAUUGCUAUUAAUUUCAUGUUCGAGAAAUGUGCUUUAAAAUGGGUGUACGAACAUAUGUUCACCUUUCUAAAAGCAUUAUUAUUUGUUAUGAUGGACUUGACCGGAGAAAUUUCACAUGGAGCGCUUGAUAUGGCGAAAGAGAACUUACAAAAAAUGCUAAUUGUAUUAGUAACACCUCCCCCUGAAGACAGUGACGAGAAGACGAAAGAACUACAGUCUGAAGCUUUAUGUAACGUUACUAGUGAGUUAGUUAGACAAGUAACUAGUCCACAUAAUAUGGUUAGGGAACAGUCCAUGGCAAGUCUUUCUCUGCUUGCUAAAGAACAAAACAAAACUGUAACUGAAGUGAUAGAACCGUUUAAAGAAGUGAUAGCUGACAUGAUUCCUCCUAAGAAGCAUCUGUUAAAACAUCAGCCUGCUAUAGCUCAGAUGGGUCUUAUGGAUGGUAACAUGUUCUUUACCACUUUACAACCUAGAUUAUUUACUAUUAAUAUGGGUAUAGCCCAUCACAAGCUUUUUAUUACCGAUUUGCUAUCACUGUGCAAUAUGGAGGACUCUAGAUUGUCAUCUUAUUCCUGCUACAAGUCCAUAACCAAUUUCAUUCCUUUAAGACAGAGCGCGUUACGCGUUUUGGCCGCCUGUCAUUAUUUAGAAGAAGUGAGGGAACAAAUAUUUCAGGUUUUAUACAAGGCAUUGGAAAAACCUAACCCGGAAUUACAAGAGACUGCGUUUGAAUGUAUGAAGAAAUUUAUCGCUGGUUAUACUAUAGAAAAAGAAUUAGUUCAUCAGAACGUAAGGCCUUUCUUAACUACUCUUGGAGAUGUAAAUGCUUUUUCGUUGAAUUCAGUUAAGAUGUUAUCAUAUUUGACACAGCUAUUUCCCAAUAUAUUUAAGGAGACUCUUUGUGAGCAUUUACUAAUAGUAUUAAAAAAUUUGACAACUGCGGAGAAAUCUACUUCAGAAGCUAGUCUUGCAAGCGGAAGCAACCUGCCUAAAAAAACAGACGAACAGAAAAUUACAAUUACAAUAAUAAAUAUUUUCUAUCAAACACCGGCUGCUUCGAGCAAAUUUAUCGUCCAGCUUACUCAGUUAAUAUUACAAAUUGAACAGACGAUGGCUAUAGAAGCCAGUAGUCCAUUCAGAAGCGUUUUAAUGAAGUUUUUGUUGCGUUAUCCGGCAGAAACACUCAAUAUGUUCUUAUCGGACAACUUUAUUAAAGACAAACAAUUCAGUAGGUAUUUGGAAUAUCUUAUAAAGGACAAGGAUGGUAAACCAUUCAGAGAUCACAUACAAACUUCAAUGGUUAAGCAAUUGAUUGUGAUGGUACGUUCAAACUACCUGAACUUGAACAUGACGGCACAAGAGAAAAACGAGCUUCAAUUCCAGGGUAUUCGGAUCAUUUCGCUACUAAUUAAGUUUGAUGACGAGUGGUUGUCAACGCAACCGGAUUUAGUUGAGGCUUUAAAACAAAUUUGGUGUGACGACGCUUAUCAGAUGAGGCAUAAAAACGUGGAACAACUGGAAUAUACUCACUGGAAGGAACCCAAGUUGCUAGUGAAGAUACUAUUGCAUUAUUUCUGUAACGAUCCUAACAACAUUGAUCUACUGUUUCAGUUGUUACGCGCAACCACAGAUAGAUUUAUACCUGAAUUUCAAUUCCUUCGAGAUUUUCUAGAAAACACUGUGGCCCAAAAUUAUACCGUUAACUGGAAACGUUCAGCCUUUUUCCGUUUCGUCGAGUUGUUCUCCUCGAAUGCAAUGUCUCAAGAACUUAAAGCGAAAGUUUUACAGCUGAUACUGAUCCCUUGCUUCGCGGUGAGCUUCGAGAGGGGCGAAACCAAUAAGCUAAUCGGAGAACGGAAUUCGUUGAUGGCUUAUCAGGACAACACUCGAAAUGUCGUGUCCGUUUUUAUAAACGAACUGAUCGACCGGGACAAUCCCUUCCCCACGGCCGAUUGUGUGCGUAUUUCUUUAUUGCAGUUUUCUUGCCUGUUGGUAGAACAGGCCAGUUCGCACAUUCACGAUCACGAUGCUAAUAAUAAGCCACAAGGUUUUAAAUUGAGAAAACUGAUGGAGUUUGCUUGGCCGUGUUUGUUGGUGGAAAAUUGCGUCGAUCCUGCUACCAGAUAUCACGGCCAUCUUCUGAUUUCGCACAUAAUAGUCAAAUUUGCAAUCCAUCAUAAAAUUGUACUCCGAGUGUUUCACUCCCUGUUGAAGGCCCAUGCUGUUGAGGCUAGGAACGUUGUUCGUCAAGCUUUGGAAAUUUUAACGCCAUCUAUGCCUUCGAAAAUGGAACAAGGUUAUAGUAUGUUGGCACUUUGGACCAAAAAAAUUUUGAUGGACGAAGGUCAUUCAAUGCAACAGUUGUUUCAUAUUUUGCAGUUAGUUGUCAAACACUAUAAGGUAUAUUACCCGGUCCGCCAUGACUUGGUACAGCACAUGGUUAGUUCCAUUCAGAGAUUAGGUUUUAGUCCAACGGCUACUCUAGAGCACAGAAAACUGGCGGUAGAAUUAGCUGAAGUCAUUAUUAAGUGGGAAUUACAUGGUAUUAAAGACGAAGGUAGUCUUUCAGAGUCUGAUUCAGUGGAUAUAGUGUCACGCAGAUCAAUGCCCGAAUCUACUGAGCACGCCCGGAAGAAAAUAAUACUAAUGUCGAGUGGCGGUACACCUGUACCUGUUGUCGUUAACACAGAACCGUCGACACAAGAGCAUAUAGAUAAGAGACAUACAGAUAACGUACUAAACUUUCUACUUAGACUAGCCUGCCAGGUUAACGAAAUGACACCUCAAAAUCCCGCCAAUCCUGGAACUAGCAGUCCGGGCGAACUACUUUCUAGGCGUUGUGUUAUUCUGUUGAAAAACGCGUUGAAACCGGAACUUUGGCCCGAACAGGUGGAUCUUAAAUUGGGAUUUUUUGAUAAGAUUUUGAUGCUAGUGGAUAAGCCUAACGCUAACAUAGCUAAUAUUUGUACGGCACUAGAACUACUUACGUACUUGUUGACAGUUCUAACUAAGGAACAAGUUUUAGCUAGUUUCGAACUAUUACAGCAAGGAUUAUUUGCCUGUAUAGUUUCAUCGAAGAAUAAAGUUAUUAUGCUAAUGCAUAAUUUAUUAAUGAAACUAUUCGCCAUAGUGCCAUUGGAAAAAGUAAACAAAUGUAAAGAAUUGGAAGAAUUAUAUACCAACAUUAACGAUGUAAUUCUGAAUAAUCUAAAGGCUUAUGAGGAGACAAAAGACAAAAAGGUUCCCUCAGCGCUGUUUGGAACAUUGACGGUGUUGAAAGCUGUUUGUGCAAACAAUACCUCUUACAUAGAUACCAUUAUAAUGCCUUUUAUGCGCGUAUUGAACUGUUUGGUGAACGAACACUUACAACCGACCGCCCAAGAUCACGUUCCGAUUACCAGCGAACUUCUCAUUCGAAGUCUCGAUCUUGUCAAGACUAGAAUCGUGGUAAUGGGCGUGGAAAUGCGAAAAACAUUUAUAGGUGCCAUUUUGGUCGGUUUAAUGGAAAAAACACAAGAUAUUAAGGUAAUGGAAGCUAUAACAAAAAUGUUAGAAGAGUGGAUGAAAUGCAAAGAUCCUAUUACUUUAAGCCAAGCCCCAAGUCCUCGAGAAAAGUCGAUUUUAUUGGUAAAACUAAUGCAGUAUAUUGAAAAGCGUUUCCCGGACAACAACGAAUUAAACGAGCAGUUCUUUGAACUGAUUAAUUUCGUUUAUACCGAUAAACAUUUGAAGACGACCGAAUUAACUUCAAAAUUGGAACCUGCGUUUCUGGCUGGUUUAAGGUGUACCCAGCCACAUAUUAGAGCUAAAUUUUUUAAGAUUUUUGAGGAAUCGAUGGUAAGGAGACUUCACGAUCGAUUGCUUUAUAUCGUCUGCUCGCAAAAUUGGGAAGUUAUCGGCCAACAUUACUGGAUCAAACAAGCGAUCGAGUUGAUAUUGGUUACGGCAACGCCGAAUAUGGCAAUCGAAAUGUCACAUAAAAGUAGCAUUUUGCCGAAUAUUACGUCAGUGAUCGACAACGACAAGAAGCGCGAAGAGUUUAUGAAUAUGCGCGUGGAGAAGGUCGACUUAUUUAAUGUUGAUAGUAAAGAAGGGGUUCUUAAUUUGGAUUUAUCCAACGUGGAGUCGAAUCAGCCAGAAGAAAAACCAUUAAGUAGGGCAGAAGCUAUCACUAAAAUGAUAAAUGCACAUUUUAAGUUUAUUGAGCAUUCCCGUAAUAUCACUACGGAUCAGUUUCUGUUAGCGACUGCGCAAUUAUGUCAUAUGGACACUGCAUUAGCAGAACAAGUGUGGUUAGGAUUAUUCCCGAGAUUGUGGAGUAUAUUGACCGAAGAUCAACGCGCUUCGCUUGCGCAAGAAAUGAUACCGUUUAUUACGUCGGGAACGCAUAUUAUCCAAAAGGAUUGUCAUUAUAGUGCCAUGAAUACAUUCGUUGAAGCGUUAUUUAGAUGUACUCCUCAAAUUCAAAUGGCUCCUGCAACAAUGAAAUAUCUUGGCAAAGGGCACAAUUUGUGGCACCGUAUGACCCUGGCGAUGGAACAACAAGCCUUUGAUCCGACAGGAAAAUUCAGUACCCCUGGAAACUGUUAUGAGUUUGACGAGCAACCCAAACAGUUUGAACUAUUGGAUUCAUUGGCCGAAUUGUACCAUCAAAUGUGCGAGGAAGACUUAUGGGCGGGUUUGUGGCAGAAACACGCUCACUACAAGGAAACCGGCAUUGCUAUAGUUUAUGAACAGCACGGAUUCUUUGAACAAGCUCAAACUGCUUACGAAGCUGCCAUGGCUAAACAUAAAGCCGAAGCAAGUUUGGGUCCCAUACCUGCGUCUUAUCAAAGGGAAAUACUUCUUUGGACGGACCACUGGAUACGAUGCGCUAAAGAAUUACAAAUGUGGGAUAUCUUAAAGGAUUAUGCCAAAACGGGAGUAUAUGACCCGUAUCUUCUCUUAGAGAGUGCCUGGAGGAGCCCGGACUGGGAUCUGAUGAAGGAGGCUCUUAGUAGCGUCGAAUACAACUGCCCUAAGGAACUAGCUUGGAAAAUAACAAUGUAUGCCGGAUUUUUGCACAUAUGCAGCAAACCCGAGCAAGGCAAACCUUUAAUGCACGCCGAAAGGUAUGUCGAUACUGCCAGCGCCCUUUGUCUGAAUGAAUGGAGGCGUCUUCCACAUAUAGUCAGUCAUAUCCAUUUGCAAUAUCUGCAGGCCGCUCAGCAAAUUAUGGAGUUACACGAAGCUUAUCAAAUUCGUAAAGGGCUUAUCCAAGGUCCGAACUCUCUUCACGAUUUAAAAGCUAUAGUGAAGACCUGGCGCAAUCGUCUUCCAGUGAUAGCGGACGACUUGGUACACUGGAGCGACAUCUUCACGUGGCGUCAACACCAUUACCAGGCUAUUGUGCAGCAUUUCGGUCAGAACAAAGACAACACAAUAGCCAACUCGAAACUAGGGAUGCACGCCUCAGCCCAGUCCAUCAUCCAUUUUUGUAAAAUAGCUCGUAAACAUAAACUGACAAACGUCUGUCUGGAUUCGUUAAACAAAAUAUACAGCAUAUCCAGUGUUCCAGUGUUCGAUUGUUUCCAGAAAGUAAGACAGCAGGUUAAGUGUUAUUUGCAGAUGGCUUCUGUGAACAAUAAAAACGAAUUACAAGAGGGUCUGGAAGUUAUCAACCAUACGAAAAUGGAAUUUUUCGCCAAAGAUAUGAAAGCGGAGUUCUAUGCUUUAAAAGGAAUGAUGUAUCACUUAAGUGGAAAAUCGGAUGAAGCUAACAAAGAGUUUUCAGCAGCCGUACAAAUGCACGAUACCUCAAUCAAAGCGUGGGCUCUUUAUGGCGAUUAUCUGGAAAGCGUAUUUAUUACAGAUCAUAGACAGGAAAAUAUUAAAUCGAGCAAAGAUCUAAUCGGCAGGCCAAGUCCGCAGGCUGGGUCAAAGGCUGAGUCCUGGGUUAAAGUCGAGGCCAAAACCCGGAAAUACAUAGCGAAGAUUUUAUGGUUAUUAAGUUACGACGAUGACAAGAACAGUUUAAUCGAAGCCUUGGACAAAGUUGGUAGAAUGUUUCUCAAGCUGUCUAUUUUCGGAAGCCAAGACGGUGUUUCUACUCCAUCCACUUCUACAAGUACCACAGCUGAAGCUUCGUCUAUUAAAGCCUCGCCAACGAUGGUUCAGUGUUCCAGGAUCAUGAAAAUGCAAAGAGAUAUCCAUACCACUGUUCUCUCGAGCUUGGAAGGUAUGGCUAAUCAGAUGGAAUGGUUCAAAGAGGAUUGGUACGAAGAAGUUUUGAGACAACUUUGCCAAGGCCUUAAAAAAUGUUAUGCUAUCGCAUUCGAAAAUAGGGAUUCGGUGAACGAAGCUAAAAUUACGCCCCACAUAUUGAAUUUCGUGAAAAAGUUAACGUCAACAUUCGGUACUGGCGUCGAGAACAUUUCGGGUUCAGAAAAUGCAACUAGUAACAAUUCAGCUGCGUCAGAAAGUUUAGCCAGGAGAGUGAAGGCUACCAAGGAAGAUCCCGUAUUCAAAACAAUGAAGACUGAAUUCGAAAAAGAUUUCGACUUUUCGCAGUCGAAUUCUAUGCGAUUGCACACGCUCAUUUUUAAAUUGAAAAAGUGGGUGAAGAUUCUAGAUAACCGAUCCAAAAUGAUGUUACAGUCAUUUUUAAUUGAAGAAAAAUGCCGUUUUCUAUCCAAUUUCACUUUACAAACGGCGGAAGUGGAAUUACCCGGUGAAUUUCUCUUGCCUAAGCAUAACCACUACUUUGUAAGGAUAACGAGGUUUAUGCCUCGGGUAGACGUCGUGCAAAAGCACAAUGCAGUGGUUAGACGGCUUUAUAUAAGAGGUCACAACGGAAAAAUAUAUCCAUAUUUAGUCGUUAACGAUUCCGGAUUAGCAGAUGCAAGAAGGGAAGAGAGAGUCCUUCAGAUGUUGAGAAUGAUGAACAUAUUCUUAGGCAAGCAAAAGGAAACGGCAAAAAGGUUCCUUCAUUUUACUGUACCGAGAGUAGUGGCAGUGUCGCAACAAAUUCGUCUAGUCGAGGAUAACCCUGCAUCUAUAUCUUAUUUAGAUAUAUUUAAAAAAGGCUGUACUAAGUUAGGGAAGCGAGGUAUUGAACAUGAUGAUCCCGUUCAGUAUUAUUACGAAAGAUUGGCAGCUGUACAAAGUAGAUGUGUCAAAGCUAGUCACCAGAUAUACCGAGAUAUUUUUAAGAGUGUCCAAGACAAGAUGGUACCGAAGACUGUUCUUAAGCAGUGGGCAGUACAGACCUUCCCGUCCGCAACUGAUUACUGGCAUUUCAGAAAAAUGUUUACUUUGCAAUUAGCCUUGGCCUGUUUUGCUGAAUACGUUUUCCAUUUGACGAGGCUUAAUCCCGAUAUGAUGUACCUUCACCAGGAUUCUGGCUUAAUGAACAUUUCUUAUUUUAAAUUUGACGUUGAUGAUGUUAAAGGUGAACUUAAAGUGAAUCAAAGGCCAGUACCUUUUAGAUUAACCCCAAACAUUAUAGAAUACCUAUCGACAGUAGGUGUAAGCGGUCCAUUAACCGCAGCUAUGAUAGCGACUGCCAGAUGUUUUGUUUAUCCGAAUUUUAAGGUUCUUAAUAUUUUGAAACCGAUUCUUCGAGACGAGAUACUGUUGUCUAAGAAGGUAAAAAAGACUGAAGAUACCAACGUUUCGAACCAGGAGAAAGGAACGGAGGCUGAAGAUAUAAUCAAUAUGGUGGGGAGGGCGAUAACCUCCAUUUCAACUCGACUGAACAGUUUGGCACAAUUUGACGGCACAGACAGUAAGGUCUCAACUUUAGUUGCUGCGGCGAACAGUCCAGAUAAUUUGUGCCGAAUGGAUCCUGCAUGGCAUCCUUGGCUGUAAAACUUUAAUAUUUUAGUUAAGUUUAAAGUUGAGUAGGAGAAAAAAUAAGUUUUAGAAAUAACUACUGUAUCAUCAAAAGGUUUAAUACUAGAGCAGGCUAAGAACGUUAACAAAUGUUUCUCUUAGAAUUGUAUAUCUGUAAAUGUGGAAAGAACAGUAUAAAGAUCUAAGAAACUUUAACUUUUUGCUUAUAUCUCUGAACUGUGCUUUUAAGCCUGCUUUAUCAUUAAAACCUAUGUUAAUACUUUUGUACAUAUUUGUUGUAUUAAGUAAAUUAAGUUCUAGACUAUAUUUAUAUUAGUUUAGUAGGAUACUUUUUAUCUCUUCUCA
Molecule: messenger RNA, 12080 nt
Organism: Sitophilus oryzae (rice weevil)
Lineage: Eukaryota; Metazoa; Arthropoda; Insecta; Coleoptera; Curculionidae
Gene: Nipped-A
Product: transcription-associated protein 1
Exons: 60
Coding region: 498-11750 (3750 amino acids)
Biological process (GO): regulation of DNA-templated transcription; DNA repair
Cellular component (GO): NuA4 histone acetyltransferase complex; SAGA complex; nucleus
Molecular function (GO): transcription coregulator activity; protein binding
Source: RefSeq, a predicted model, not a curated record